UCAUAAACCUGAACCUCCCAAUUUUAGGUGGUUUGGCAGAUCCAUCUAACACUCACUUAUCCCCAUCAUCACCAUUAUUCACACACACCUACUAUUAAUUUCAAUUUUCCUUUUUCAAUUCGUUUACAUCUCCACCUUUUUCCUAUUUCCAUUUCCCAGACUCUCUCAUUAAAUACAGUUUUCUUCAAUUCGCCUCAACAAGCCUUCGGUUAUUGCGCUAUUAAAUCACACACCUUACAAAAAUUCGUCGCACUCAGUUGAAAUUCCGAAUCGCGGCUGCUGUGAUGGGGAAUUGCCAGGCGGCGGAGGCGGCGACGGUGGUGAUCCAGCACCCCGGCGGUAAGGUCGACAGGAUUUACUCGUCGGCGAGCGCUACCGAGGUCAUGAAUGCCAACCCCGGCCACUACGUCGCGCUGGUGGUGGCGGCGGAGAACGCAUCGCCGAUCAAGCAGCUCAAGCUCCUCCGCCCCGACGACGCUCUCGUGAUUGGACAAGUUUACAAACUCAUCAGCUUUGAAGAUGUGCUGAAGGAAUUUACUGCGAAUAAGAGUGUGAAGUUGGGGAAGUUGUUGAAGGAGAGAGGAGCUUUGGAGCGCAAGAGAAAUUCGAAUCCGCGAUCAGCUUCAGUUAAGAUGGAGGCGAGAGGUGGUGGCAGCUGCAGCAGAAGCGGCGCAGGACGGCCCAACACCGGCCGCCCUGGGCAGUGGAGACCGGCUUUACAGAGCAUUUCGGAGCAAGUGAAUGAAACAUCAAAUGUUAGUUGCUGAGUUCGUUUCCAAACUAGUGUCUAUGCUUUCGAAAAGACAUGUAAAAAGAUGAGAUUCAUGCUAAAGUGAGUUGAGUAGAACUUCAACCACAUGUAUCGUUUCAGAGCUUAUUGUGACGGGGAUAUAAUCUAUCGGUUUGUUUCAUGCAAACUUCUCAGCCUA
Molecule: messenger RNA, 929 nt
Organism: Salvia splendens (bonfire salvia)
Lineage: Eukaryota; Viridiplantae; Streptophyta; Magnoliopsida; Lamiales; Lamiaceae
Exons: 3
Coding region: 285-767 (160 amino acids)
Source: RefSeq, a predicted model, not a curated record